GCUUAGGUGACGGACGUUUACUGGAUGUCAGAGGUCCAGGAAGGGCAGGGCUGGUUUCUCAAGGCCUCUGUCCGUGUCCUCGCGUGGCCUUCCCUCCGUGUGCUGUCCUGGGGUCGCUCCCUCUGACAAGGAUGCCAGCCCUGUGGGAUCAGGCCCCACCCUCAUGACCUCUGCUAACCUUAAUCACCAGCCACACGGGCUUCAACGUGAGAGUGUGGGGACACACCUUAACCCCUGAGGCCUGCACGUGCUCUCACACAGCUGCUGGCCGCUGCACUGGUCCAAGCUGCUUUUGGACACCUGGGCUGGUGAUCAUGCUGUGUGGCCUGGGGCACUGCCACCUCUCCCCCUGCCGCUGAUGGCAGGAGACGUCCAGACUGGGAGGGGCCUGUCUCCUGGCCCAGUGUGCUGCCUCUGUGUGCCUUUCGCUGAGGGGCGAGGAUGACAUGAAUGUGGCACCUUCACUCCUGAGGGGUCUGCCCUGUGCAGGGAGAGUGGUGCCCAGGAGCAAGUCGUGUGGAGGGGUCUCCAGACCACCCUGUUCAGGCAGUUUGGCCAGUCAGAGGGAUGCCACCUCCUGGGGAGACCAGCACGCGUGAGGGAGGGCUGGCUUCUCCGUGGCCUCCCGCCCUCCCCGCCCCUCCUCCGCAGCCCUUAUAGCCACAUCCUGCAAGGAAAAACCCAGACUCCUGCAUCGCCCGCCCGUGAACCAAGGAUGUGCGUGGGGGCUCAGCGGCCCCGGGCGCCCUGUGCAGCGCUCCUGUUCCUGGGGCUCGUGUUGGGCGCUACGGCCAAGCCCAGCUGUGUCGGGAACACCUACCCCAGCGGCAACAAGUGCUGUCACGAGUGCCAGCCUGGUCACUGGAUGGAGAGACGCUGCACGAAGGAUCACCGCACCCUCUGCCGCCCGUGUGAAGACGGCUUCUACAACGAGGUCGUGAACUACGCCGCAGCCUGCAAGCCCUGCACCCAGUGCAACCGGGCCAGUGGGAGCGAAAUCAAGCAGAAAUGCAGCACCACGCAGGAUACCGUCUGCAGCUGCACGCCGGGCACCCAGCCCCGGGAAGGCAGCUUUAAGCUCGGAGUCGACUGUGCUCCGUGCCCACUGGGUCACUUCUCCCCUGGGAACAACCAGGCCUGCAAACCGUGGACCAACUGCACAUUGGCAGGAAAACACACACUGAGGGCGGCCAGCAACAGCUCAGACGCUAUCUGUGAGGACAGGCGCCUGCCCGCCACCCUAUCCGGGGAGACCCAGGGCCCCCCAGCCCGGCCCCCCACGGCCCAGCCUACCACUGCCUGGCUCAGGACCUCACAGGCACCCUCAACAUCCCCCACAUUGCCCCCCAAGGGACCCGAGCUGGCUGCCUUCCUGGGCGUGGGCUUGGGCCUGGGGCUGGGGCUGCUUGUCCUCAUGGCGGCUGCACUGGUCCUGUUCCUGCACUGCAAGGUCUGCAGGCUGCUGCCCGCCAACACCAAGACCCAUGGGGGAGAUGGCUUCAGGACCCCUGUCCAAGAGGAGCACGCUGAUGCCUACUGUACCCUGGCCAAGAUCUGAGCGGUGUCGCUGGGGUGGGUGAAUAGUGGGGUGCCCUCAGGCCCAGGCUGCUGCACCCUAUCACCUCAUCACCCUGUCAUCUGCCCUGCACCGUUAUAGGUGCUCCUGGGCCAGCACCUGGGGCUCAGCUAUGUAUGCUGUGCAUACUCCCCACCCAGGGUGGUAUCCCCAAUA
This is a messenger RNA of Hipposideros armiger (great roundleaf bat), 1732 nucleotides long. RefSeq names its product TNF receptor superfamily member 4 (gene TNFRSF4). The transcript has 7 exons. Lineage: Eukaryota; Metazoa; Chordata; Mammalia; Chiroptera; Hipposideridae. The record is from RefSeq and is a predicted model, not a curated record. Gene Ontology annotation, biological process: inflammatory response. Gene Ontology annotation, cellular component: external side of plasma membrane. Gene Ontology annotation, molecular function: tumor necrosis factor receptor activity; protein binding. Bases 716 to 1558 code for a protein of 280 amino acids.